Messenger RNA from Nymphaea colorata (pocket water lily), 2361 nucleotides. RefSeq names its product 65-kDa microtubule-associated protein 1-like. NCBI's taxonomy places the organism in Eukaryota, Viridiplantae, Streptophyta, Magnoliopsida, Nymphaeales, Nymphaeaceae. Gene Ontology annotation, cellular component: cytoplasm; spindle. The coding region runs from base 464 to 2095 and encodes 543 amino acids. The transcript has 11 exons. Gene Ontology annotation, biological process: microtubule cytoskeleton organization. Gene Ontology annotation, molecular function: microtubule binding. The record is from RefSeq and is a predicted model, not a curated record.
UCCGUGUUUGUGAACGCUUGCCUGUCUUCAUUCAUGUAGACGUGCGCCUGCAUGUCUGGUUGUUUCUUUUUCUUGCUGUUUGUGCGCGCGUAUGUCGCUUGUAGUGACACUCAUUAAGACUUAUACAUGUAUAUGUAAAGAAUUGCUUGUGCGCAUGUACAGGUCGAUGCAUAUCUCAAAUAACUAUGAGAUAAACCAUAUCCGUCAAGUUUGUCGAAGCCACAUGACGUGUUAGGUUCCUUUCCUUGCGUUUAUCCUUUAAGAUAUUUCUUUUGAAUUAGUGUUUGUCUUUAUUGUGUGAAUGCUGGUUAGGUUUUUCUAUCUGCAGCAAAGCCUGCAAUGUAUUCACAAUUCAGAUCAUGUUUCUGUUGGCAAGAUAACAGGAACGGGUGCGCAUCAUGAAGGUCAAGACUAAAGGAGAAUAUGGGAUGAAAUUGGUGAGAAUGAUGUUGAAAGAGAUAAGAUGUUGCUGCAAUUGGAACAAGAAUGCUUGGAUGUAUACAGAAGGAAGGUUGACCAGGCAAGCAAGUACAAAGUAAAGCUGCACCAAGAACUGGCAGAUGCAGAGAAAGAAGCCAUUGACAUUAUUUCUGCGCUUGGAGAUCCACAUUCAUUUACUCGGUUGGACAAACCAAAGGGCUCAUUAAAGGAGCAAAUGUCAGCUAUAGAUCCUCUUCUCAAGGACCUUAGGCACAAGAAAGAAGAAAGAGCCAAGGAAUUCUCUGAGGUUCAAGUCCAGAUUAUCUCCAUUUGUGGAGAAAUAUCUGGCAAUGUUCAACUCAGUAAAUCUGCAACAUCAACCCGAUUCGAUGAAAGGGACUUGACUUGGAAGAGGCUUGCAGAACUAAAGGCAAAACAUGAGGAGCUUAGAAAAGAUAAGAAUGUUCGGCUGCAAAAGCUCAGCAAUUAUCUUCGUCUCAUACAUGAGCUAUCAGCUGUGAUGUCCCUGGAUUUCUUAAAGAUAAUAACUGAGGUUCAUCCUAGUUUGGGAGAUUCCACAAAUAGCCAACCAAAGAGCAUUAGCAAUGAAACUCUUGCCCGGUUAGCUGGGUCUGCACAUUCACUAACUCAGUUGAAGCAAGAGAGAUUGCAAAAGCUUCAAGAUCUUGGAAGUACAUUAGUGGAGCUAUGGAAUCUUAUGGAUAUUCCUAAGGAAGAAAGGAAGCGUUUUGAUAAUGUGGCUCGCUUGAUUUCUGCUUCAGUUGAUGAGGUUGUUGACAGGGGAGUCCUUGCUAUUGAAUCCAUUGAGCAGGUGGAGGUUGAAGUUGAGAGGUUAGACAAUCUGAAAGCUAGCAAGAUGAAAGAGCUGAUUUUGAAGAAGCAAGAUGAGCUGGAACAAGUUUACAAAAAUGCUCACAUGGAUGUUGAUACUGAAUCUGCAAGGCAGAUUCUUAUCAGCAUAAUUGAUUCAGGAAGCGUUAAUCUCUCUGAGCUGUUUGUGGGCAUGGAUGAUCAAAUUAGAAAAGCUAAAGAGCAGGCAAUGAGCAGGAAGGAUAUUCUAGAAAGAUUAGACAAGUGGACAUUUGCGUCAGAAGAGGAGAACUGGCUUGAAGAUUAUGAAAGGGAUCAAAAUCGAUACAGUGCUGGUAGGGGUGCACAUAAGAAUCUCAAACGGGCAGAGAAAGCAAGGAUUUUGAUCAGCAAAAUGCCAUCUAUGCUGGAGGCACUCAAAUCCAAAGUUAAUGCAUGGGAAAAGGAGAAAGGGGAGAUAUUUUUGUAUGACAAGGCUCCACUCUCACAAACUCUCGAGGAAUUUUCAGCUAUCCGUCUGGAACGAGAAGAGGAGAAGCGAAAAUCCAGGGAGCAAAAGAAACAGCAGGAGCAGUUGACAACCGAGCAAGAAAUGCUCUUUGGAUCAAGACCAAGCCCAAUAAGAACUGGUUCGACGAAGAAGACAUCGGGCCAGAACUCGACUGGAAACACGCCCUCUGGGACCCAGGUGAAUAAGCAUUUCCCAUCUCGACUUGGGUCAACUAGCAAGGACGGUAAGAAGGAGACACCAAAAAAUGGUGCCGAGGGCAUACCCAUAAACUACGUCGCUCUUCCAAAGGACGACAGCUUAACUCGGAAUUCAUCGACUCCCACGUCUCCUUGAUUUUUUCUGCAUUUAUAUAAUUGCUCCCCACUCAAUCGAGAGACGAAUGGCGGGCAGGUUUCCUCUACCUAGCCUUGCAGGUUCUGAGAGCAUGUACAUUCUUCAUCAUAGGCAUGAGAAAAUAAGUCUCCCUCUCUCUCUCUCUCUCUCUCUCUCUCUCUCUCUCUCUCUCAUGCACACACAUCAUAGACGUGCACUUCAUACAUGUAUCUGCUACUGAUGCUUGUGGACUCCAUAUAGCCAUGACGAAUCCUUGUAUGUAGUUA